UUUUGCCAAAACCUCUCCUUACCCAACAAGGCCAUGCUAAAAAUUACUUGGUAAAUGGUAAUGUGCUGAAAUGGUGAGGAAAAUUGCUGAAGAAGUAGUCGCUUCACCAAAGCGGAGCUUCACUCGUCCUACAGAGAUUUGUCUUGAAGAAUGGUGGCUUUCGAAACUUGAAGGUGCGAAGGGUUUAGCUGUAAGCGGUCGUCCAGUUGAGCUCAGAAAAUUGGAUAAUGCACACCGGAAAGUUCAUUCUGCUCCUGCUAAGAGGAGAUAUGCUUCGAGAGAAUUUCACUCUACAGAAAUUAUGAAGAGGCAUGGUUGUACCACACUUGAGACUUCUGAUGGCUUUAUAGUUUCUCUAUGUGGAUUUAUAAACAAGUCUCGCACGCAACAAAACGGAUUUUCCUCCGAGGUUUGCAGAGAUUUCAUGAUUGGAUUUCCUUAUAAUUGGGAUGAUUAUGCUGCGUCUGUGGGUGAAGAAUCCAGUCGAGUUAACCUCGAAGAGUUUGGUGAGUCCUUCCUGCCUGCAGCUUUAGAUGUCUACAAUGGUGCGCAGUUGCAUGACUUGGUGCUGUCUCUGUCUGAUGCCGGAAGAGAUCUGUUCAACAAAAAAAUGUACGACAAUUUGAUUAAUAUGGUGAGUCCACAACCUCUGGACGGAAUUGAAGCUCAACCAUCAAACUCUUCUCCAUCUCAUAUUGAUGCGAGUGUUUUAGACUCUGAAUCUCCAAGGACAGAGAAUAGAAACAAGCGACGAAGGGAUGCCUUGUCUGACACGUCUCCUGAACAGGAUUCACAGGACUCGCGAGAGGAGAAAAGAAAUGUGAUUGAAUGUGCACUGGCUUCUUUAAAGCAGAGAGUCUGGGAGUAAACUCUUUACUAGUCGUAUAAAUCUUAAAAUUUGUAUAGUGCUAGAAGUUAGGUAGGAGGGAGCUUAUACAAUCUGCUCCCAAUUAACUUAGAAGUGUGUCAGCCCGAUACCAAGCCAUGGUAUUGACUGUUUAGCCAAGGUUUAACGACCAUGGAUUGGUUUAGCAAUUGCCCCAUUUGUGUUUGUGUUUUUAGAUACUAUUAUAUAUAUUAUAAUG
Messenger RNA from Beta vulgaris subsp. vulgaris (sugar beet), 1085 nucleotides. RefSeq lists its product as hypothetical. Lineage: Eukaryota; Viridiplantae; Streptophyta; Magnoliopsida; Caryophyllales; Amaranthaceae. The transcript is spliced from 4 exons. Bases 71 to 868 code for a protein of 265 amino acids. The record is from RefSeq and is a predicted model, not a curated record.